This is a messenger RNA of Gavia stellata (red-throated loon), 4071 nucleotides long. It is a transcript of the gene COL18A1, whose product is annotated as collagen type XVIII alpha 1 chain. NCBI's taxonomy places the organism in Eukaryota, Metazoa, Chordata, Aves, Gaviiformes, Gaviidae. The record is from RefSeq and is a predicted model, not a curated record. The transcript has 43 exons. The coding region runs from base 7 to 4068 and encodes 1353 amino acids.
GGCACCAUGCGCCCAGGGUGCCUCCCGCGGCGGCUGCUGCUCGGGCUCUUUGUCCUGCUGGUCCCCGCCGCUUCCCAGGAACCGGAGAACCUGAGCGCUGAGGUCAGCCUCCUGGCGCUGAUCGGAGACCCCCCGCCGGAGGAGAUCCUCAAAAUUUAUGGUCCCGACAACAACCCCGGCUACGUCUUCGGCCCCAAUGCCAACACAGGCCAGGUGGCCCGGUACCACCUGCCAAGCCCGUUCUACCGGGACUUUUCCCUCCUAUUCCACAUCCAGCCCACCACCCCCCGGGCCGGUGUGCUCUUUGCUGUCACGGACUCCUCACAGAGCAUCAUCUAUGUGGGCGUCAAGCUCUCGGAGCUGCGGGCGGGCAAGCAGCAGAUCAUCUUCUACUACACAGAGCCGGGCUCACCAAGCUCAUAUGCAGCAGCGACCUUCACUGUGCCCACCUUGCUCAACCAGUGGACGCGUUUCGCCAUCAGCGUGGAGGAGGACGAAGUUGUUCUCUACCUGGACUGUGAGGAGCACGAGCGGGUCCGCUUUGAGCGUUCCCCGGAUGAAAUGGAGCUGGAAGAUGGCUCCGGGCUCUUUGUUGCUCAGGCUGGAGGAGCUGACCCAGAUAAAUACCAGGGGGUGAUUGCUGACUUGAAGCUGCAAGGGGACCCACGGGCAGCCGAGCGCCAGUGUGAGGAAGAGGAGGACGACACUGAAGGGGUCUCUGGUGAUUUUGGCAGCGGGGCAGAAGGUGGACACCAACCCUCAGGGAAAGACAGGGGUGUCCCGGGGCUGGUGGAUGCUGUCCCUGUCACCUCUCCCCCGGUGGCAGCGGGCAGCGGGCCGAGGAGCAGCGGGGGCUCCUCGCAGCACGCUGAGAGGACCAGAGCAGAGGAGACACUGCGGCUCUCUGCCGGAGGCACUGGCCCCAAAGGUGAAAAAGGGGAAAAGGGCGAACGGGGCCUGAAAGGGGACUCGGGGACCGGCAGCAUCAUGGGGACGGGCAGUGUCAAGGGUGAAAAGGGGGAGAAAGGAGAACUGGGCGUUAAGGGCAGUGCCGGAUUUGGCUACCCCGGCUCCAAGGGCCAGAAAGGGGAACCCGGCGACCCCGGUCCUCCUGGGACCCUCUCACGGCACGCUGAUGGUUCGGUGGUGGAGCAGGUUACUGGUCCCCCGGGGCUGCCGGGGAAGGAUGGACCCCCUGGCAGGGACGGCGAGCCCGGAGAUCCUGGCGAGGACGGCAAACCUGGCGAUAUGGGGCCCCAAGGGUUCCCUGGGAUGCCGGGGGAGCCUGGUCUGAAGGGGGAGAAGGGUGACCCAGGCAUGGGGCCGAGGGGACCUCCUGGACCACCCGGUCCCCCGGGACCACCAGGACCCUCCUCCAGGCAUGACAAACUGACCUUCAUCGACAUGGAGGGCUCCGGCUUUGGUGGUGACUUAGAGAGCCUGCGGGGUCCGCGAGGGCCACCUGGUCCCCCAGGGCCACCCGGCGUGCCCGGUUUGCCAGGGGAGCCGGGACGGUUUGGGAUGAACCGCACGGACCUGCCAGGACCGCCGGGGCUGCCGGGCAGAGAUGGGACCCCCGGGCCCCCAGGGCCAGCGGGUCCUCAGGGUCCUCCUGGAAGUGACGGGGCAGCUGGGCAGCCGGGGCCCAAAGGAGAGCAGGGUGACGUGGGUGACCUCGGCCUUCCCGGCGCACCAGGACCCAAGGGCAGCAAGGGAGAAACAGGACCAGCAGGAGCCCCGGGAGAAAUGGGCUUAGCUGGCCUUCCCGGGCCCAUUGGACCCCGAGGGCAGCCAGGACCCCCCGGUCCCCCAGGACCACCGGGGCCGGGCUACGAGGCUGGAUUUAGCGACAUGGAGGGCUCGGGGCUGCCGUUCGCUGCUGGCUCCCCUGGACCACCCGGACCCGAAGGACCACAGGGGGUGCCAGGAGUGCCAGGGGUGAAGGGGGAGGUUGGCAGCCCUGGGCAGCCCGGCUUGCCGGGACCAAAGGGAGAUGCUGGUGUGCCUGGUGUGGAUGGCCGCCCUGGCCUGGAGGGCUUCCCUGGACCGCAGGGACCCAAAGGCGACAGAGGCAGCCCUGGCGAGAAGGGUGAGCGAGGCCAAGACGGUGUGGGGCUGCCCGGCCCCCCCGGUCCACCUGGUCCCCCUGGACAGGUCAUCGCUGUCUCGAACGAAGAUAAGUCUUUGGCGGCUUUGCCUGGUCCAGAGGGCAGACAGGGUCACGCCGGCUUCCCGGGCCCGGUGGGACCGAAAGGAGAUCGGGGGUCAUCUGGUCCCCAGGGCUCCCCGGGGUUGAAGGGGGAGAAGGGGGAGCCCGGUGUCAUCAUCAGCCCUGAUGGGACCGUGGUUACUGCGAAGGCGAAAGGAGAAAAGGGGGAGCCAGGGCUGCGGGGACCAACGGGACCCUCGGGUCCCCAGGGCCGAGCAGGGAUGAAGGGAGAGAUCGGCUUUCCGGGCAGACCUGGACGUCCCGGCAUGAAUGGGCUGAAGGGCGAGAAGGGUGACCCUGCGGAUGUCAGUAGCGUGCUGGGCUUGCGGGGUCCCCCGGGACCCCCAGGUCCCCCAGGGCCCCCUGGGCCUCCUGGCAGCAUAGUCUAUGACAGCAGCAAUGCCUUCAGCGAUUCUGGCCAUCCUGCCCUGCCAGCCUUCCCUGGCUUCCACCAGUUUCCAGGACAAAAGGGAGAGAAAGGCGAUGCUGGAGCCCCGGGACCCCCAGGCCACUUCCCCUACGACCCGAGUCACUUUGGUGCCAACCUGCGGGGUGACAAGGGAGAUGCAGGUCCCAAGGGUGAGAAGGGCGAGCCGGGCAGCACCCCGCUCUACGGUCCCAGUGUCUCCGGGCUGCCAGGGCCUCCGGGACCCCAGGGCUACCCCGGGCUGCCAGGUCCCAAAGGGGACAGUAUCACUGGGCCACCAGGGCCUCCCGGACCUCAGGGCCCCCCUGGUAUCGGAUACGAGGGGCGGCAAGGCCCCCCUGGCCCUCCCGGCCCCCCUGGUCCACCGUCCUUCCCAGGUCCCCACAGACAAGCUAUCAGCAUCCCUGGCCCCCCCGGACCACCGGGACCCCCCGGACCACCAGGCACCAGUGGGAUAUCUUUGGGGCUGCGUGCCCUGCCGACCUACCAGGCGAUGCUGAGCACCGCGCACGAGCUGCCCGAGGGCGGCCUCGUCUUCUUAACCGACCGGCAAGAGCUCUACGUCCGCCUGCGUGGGGGCUUCCGCCGGGUGCUGCUGGAGGAGCACACCCUGAUCCCCAGCUCAGCUCUGGACAACGAGGUGUACGACAAGCCCCCCAGUGUCCACUAUGCUGGCCCCCAGUCCCCCCUCCAGCCCCAUGGACCCCUGCACCCCCUCCGCAACCAGGGCCCCCCUCCCACCGCCCGAUCCUGGCGCGGGGACGAGGUGGUGGCCAACCAGCACCGCCUGCCCGAGCAACCCCUGCUCCACCACCAGCACGAACUCCUCAACAGCUACUACAUCCACCGCCGGCCGGAUCCGGCCCCUGUGGCUGCCCACGUGCACCAGGACUUCCAGCCUGCCCUUCACCUGGUGGCCCUGAACACCCCGCUGAGCGGCGGCAUGCGCGGCAUCCGGGGCGCUGACUUCCAGUGCUUCCAGCAAGCCCGGCAGGUCGGGCUGGCUGGCACCUUCCGUGCCUUCCUCUCCUCCCGCCUGCAGGACCUCUACAGCAUCGUGCGCCGGGCCGACCGCACGGCCGUGCCCAUCGUCAACCUCCGGGAUGAAGUGCUUUUCAGUAACUGGGAAGCCCUUUUCACGGGCAGUGGGGCCCCGCUGCGAGCUGGCGCCCGCAUCCUCUCCUUCGAUGGCCGGGAUGUUCUGCAGGAUGCGGGAUGGCCACAGAAGAGCAUCUGGCACGGCUCAGAUGCCAAGGGCCGGCGCUUGCCUGAGAGCUACUGCGAGACGUGGCGGACGGAGGAGCGCGCUGCCACCGGCCAGGCUUCCUCGCUGGGCUCCGGCAAGCUGCUGGAGCAGGUGGCCAGCAGCUGCCAGCACACCUUCGUUGUCCUCUGCAUCGAGAACAGCUUCAUGACCGCCGCCAAAAAGUGACAC